AUGAGUUCGCCUUUUGAGAAACUAACAAGCAGACAAAAACAAAGGCUUAAGAAGCGUUUCCUGAAAUCUGAUGAACUUGUUGAAAAUAGGACGCCUGAAAAAUCAUCUGACAGUGUGUCUGCGACUCAAAGUGGAUUUUUUGAAAAUGACGGUGACGAACUUAUGGUUGAUGAUUUUGGACGUCUAUCGGAUUUGGAAGAAGACAUUGAGACAAAUACGGAUUCUGUAGAACCUGUAAAUGAAAAAGAGGAUAUGAUCACAAACCUCACUUCCGAAGAUGCGGUUGGAAAGUCUGCAAUGGAUUCCAGUACAUUAGACCAACGCAUUCGGAACUGGUUUUAUAUCCUCUCCGAUUUCAAAAACAGAGCACCUGCAGACCUCAAUAGGAGUUUGUGUGUUCGGACUCUGAUAAGCGACUUAUGUUCUCGCUAUUCGUACAACCAGUUCCUUAUGGUUAAACUUCUUGAUUUGUUUCCCAAAGAGAUUGUUGAGGUUUUAGAAGCUAAUGAAGUCGACAGGCCAGUGACCAUUCGCACAAACACCUUAAAGACACGUCGCAGGGAAUUGGCUCAAGCUUUAAUAAAUCGUGGCGUAAACCUUGAUCCUUUGGAACCGUGGAGCAAAGUUGGACUUGUUGUUUAUUCAUCACAAGUACCAUUAGGCGCAACACCAGAAUAUCUUGCCGGUCAUUAUAUACUUCAGGGAGCUAGUUCUAUGCUACCUGUAAUUGCCUUGUCCCCUCAGUUAGGCGAGCGUAUCUUGGAUUUGUGUGCUGCGCCUGGUGGGAAAACAACUUACAUUGCACAACUCAUGAAAAAUACUGGCACCAUUUUUGCAAAUGAAAUAAACCCCAAUAGAGCCAAAGCGUUGCUUGGAAAUUGUCAUCGUAUGGGUGUGACAAAUACUGUCAUCUGUACAGAAAAUGGGCGGAAAUUUCCAAAUAUUAUGUCUAACUUCGAUCGAGUCCUCGUAGACGCACCGUGUUCUGGAACUGGUAUAAUUGCCAAAGAUCCUUCUGUGAAAACCACCAAGAAUAAUGACGAAAUUCGGAAGUGUGUAGAAUUGCAGAAAAGAUUACUUGUAGCUGCUAUUGAUUCCUGCAAAGUUGGAGGUUACGUAGUCUACUCCACAUGCUCCAUAUUGGUAGAAGAGAAUGAGAAUGUUGUAAACUUUGCGUUAAGACGAAGAAAGGUACGUCUGGAGGAAACGAAACUGUUUGGGGAGAAGGGUUUCACUGCAUUCAAAGGCUAUCAGUUCCAUCCACAUAUGGCACGCGUUCGACGUUUUUACCCACACAAGCACAAUGUCGAUGGAUUUUUCGUGGCGAAAAUGAAGAAAUUAGCGGCGGCUACUAAGGAGAAAAGUUUCUUAAGACUAGACAUAUCUAGAUGA
Molecule: messenger RNA, 1392 nt
Organism: Schistosoma haematobium
Lineage: Eukaryota; Metazoa; Platyhelminthes; Trematoda; Strigeidida; Schistosomatidae
Gene: NOP2
Product: rRNA (cytosine-C5-)-methyltransferase nop2
Exons: 8
Coding region: 1-1392 (463 amino acids)
Biological process (GO): maturation of LSU-rRNA; rRNA base methylation
Cellular component (GO): nucleolus
Molecular function (GO): RNA binding; rRNA (cytosine-C5-)-methyltransferase activity
Source: RefSeq, a predicted model, not a curated record